UUAAUCGACUUUUAUCUGUCACUGCCUGUUACACUGCCAAAAUCAGCUGUUUGUUUAGUGUUGAGUUUCUCAAUUUGUUCUUUCUUUUCGGCGAAUUGUUUACUUCUUCCGUAAUUAUUUCUGAUACUUAACUGAAAUACAAGCAUUUGCAAGUGAUACAUACGACUUGCACUACAAAUCUUAACAGCAAUCAUGUCGACUGCUAUGACUUUUGGACAGAAACAGUUUAUACCGACUCCUCCUGAUAAGGGCAGUUUUCCUUUGGAUCAUGAAGGACUAUGCAAGAAGACUAUGACAAAAUAUAUGAAGUGCUUGUUUAGCAAUAACAGUGACAACUCAUUGUGUCGUGCAGAAGCGAAGGAGUACCUUUCGUGUCGAAUGGAAAAUAACCUUAUGGCUAAAGAAGACUGGUCUAAAUUAGGAUUCAAAGAGAACGAUACUCAACUGAAAGAAAACGAGAAAUGACGACAAGCUGUUUCUUUAUUUUAUUAUGAUUGUUUUAGGUAAGGUUGUUAAGUUAAUAAAUUUAUAUGUAGAAGUUGUUA
Messenger RNA from Pectinophora gossypiella (pink bollworm), 545 nucleotides. Its product is annotated as cytochrome c oxidase assembly protein COX19. Gene Ontology annotation, biological process: mitochondrial respiratory chain complex IV assembly. The coding region runs from base 193 to 465 and encodes 90 amino acids. NCBI's taxonomy places the organism in Eukaryota, Metazoa, Arthropoda, Insecta, Lepidoptera, Gelechiidae. The transcript has a single exon. Gene Ontology annotation, cellular component: mitochondrial intermembrane space. The record is from RefSeq and is a predicted model, not a curated record.